Pochonia chlamydosporia 170 is the source of this 609-nucleotide messenger RNA. Its product is annotated as subunit IV of cytochrome c oxidase. Gene Ontology annotation, cellular component: mitochondrial envelope. The record is from RefSeq and is a predicted model, not a curated record. Gene Ontology annotation, biological process: mitochondrial electron transport, cytochrome c to oxygen. NCBI's taxonomy places the organism in Eukaryota, Fungi, Ascomycota, Sordariomycetes, Hypocreales, Clavicipitaceae. The transcript is spliced from 4 exons. Bases 1 to 609 code for a protein of 202 amino acids.
AUGUUUUUGCAACGCUCCGCCAUCGCUGCGGCCCGCCGCGCCGCCGUCGCCCCCGUCGUCGCUCGCUCCUUCACCACCUCCUUCAUUCGUCGCGAAGGUGCCAAGGGUCCUACUACCCCCAGCGAGCAGGCUGCUGCCCUUGCCGGCACUACCCAGAAGAAGGUCGGCGACUACAAGGUCUUGAACGAGAUCAAGUCUGAGGACGACCUCCUGGGACCCGGUGCCCGCCCCGGUACCGUUCCCACCGAUCUCGAGCAAGCUACCGGUCUUGAGCGUCUGGAAAUUCUGGGUAAGAUGGAAGGCGUUGACAUCUUCGACAUGCGCCCUCUUGAUGCCAGCCGCAAGGGAACUAUGGAGAACCCAAUCAUGGUCCGAUCUGCUGGCGAUGAGCAGUACGCCGGUUGCACCGGAUCUCCUGCCGACUCUCACGUCGUCACUUGGCUCGGCCUUUCUAAGGAGCGCCCCAUUGAGCGAUGCCCCGAGUGUGGCAGCGUCUACAAGAUGGACUUCGUCGGCGCCGAGGAUGACCACCACCACCACCACGGCCCCGAAAUCGAGGAGCCCAAGACCUUCGCCGACUUCAUCAAGCCUGAGUACCGAUACCGAUAA